This is a messenger RNA of Cordyceps fumosorosea ARSEF 2679, 2094 nucleotides long. Its product is annotated as abc-1. The record is from RefSeq and is a predicted model, not a curated record. Gene Ontology annotation, cellular component: mitochondrion. The transcript is spliced from 2 exons. The coding region runs from base 1 to 2094 and encodes 697 amino acids. NCBI's taxonomy places the organism in Eukaryota, Fungi, Ascomycota, Sordariomycetes, Hypocreales, Cordycipitaceae.
AUGAGGUUUGAGCUGCUGCUCGGCAGACUCACCUUCCGGUCGGGUCUUCGACAAACACUUGGCUGUAAACCCACCUCAUUUUUUAGUAUUCCCCGACCGCAAUGCGCGCGACAGCUACAUACGCCACGCCAAAUACCGUGGCGGCGCGGCGGAAGGCGAAAUAACAACGGCUAUGCGCUGCGGGCUUCGGCUGGCGCAGCGGCCAUCGGCACGGCGACCUUUGUCGAGCUCGCGCAAAAGGACAACGGCGGCACCGAGCUGACCGGCGAGCACCGCAUGCUGGAGCUGUCGCGCGAUGAGAUACGCAAGACGGUAGACGACAACGACCGUGGGCUGUCACGCCUCGCGCAUGAGGUACUGCUGUUCGUCGACCUGUACAUAUGGGAACCCCUCUUCACCGGCGUGCGGUUCCUUCAUCUCGUGGCUAUCUUCGUACCCGUAAUCGCCUCAGUACCCAUAAUCUGGCUCGGGCGGCGCAUUCCGGAGCGCGACGACGAGCGGCAGGGCACGCUGUGGUGGUACGCGCUCCUGGUCAAGGCCAUGGAGCUGGCCGGCCCGGCCUUCAUCAAGCUCGGCCAGUGGGCGGCCUCGCGCUCCGACAUCUUCCCCAACGAGCUCUGCGAGACAAUGUCCAAGCUGCACUCUAACGCACCCGCCCACUCGAUGCGGGUCACGCGCGCGACGGUCGAGGCGGCCUUUGGUGGCCGCCCCUUUGAGGAAAUCUUUGACGAGUUCGACGAGAGGCCGCUCGGUGUCGGCGCCAUCGCCCAGGUCUACAAGGCCAAGCUGAAGCCGGACCUGGCGUCGCCGGCGGACUCGGACCUCGUCGCAGGUAGGCAGCAGCAACACAUGGCGGACAACGUCAAGCACCACGUCAAGACGGUGCUCCUGAGCUCGCCGAGCCGCGUGCCGUCGACGUACGUGGCGAUCAAGGUGCUGCACCCCAACGUCGAGCGGACCGUCCGGCGCGACCUGCGCAUCAUGGGUUUCUUCGCCGCCGUCCUCAACGCCGUACCGACCAUGGAAUGGCUCUCGCUGCCCGGUGAGGUCGAGCAGUUCGGCCAGAUGAUGAAGCUGCAACUGGACCUGCGCAUCGAGGCGGCCAACCUGGCCACGUUCCGCCAAAACUUCAAGGACCGGUCCACCGCGUGGUUCCCGUACCCGUACACCGACUUUACGACGCGCAACGUGCUGAUCGAGGAGUUUGCGCAGGGUAUCCCGCUCGCCGAUUUCAUGGAGAACGGCGGCGGCGUGUUCCAGUACGACAUCGCCGACGAGGGGCUGGACGCCUUCUUGCGCAUGCUGCUCCUCGACAACUUCGUGCACGCCGACCUGCACCCGGGUAACAUCAUGGUGCGCUUCUACCGCUCCGCCAAACCUGAGCUGCCCCUGCGCCACCACGUCGCGGACGCGCCUCCGCCCGCCGCCGACCCGUCCGACGUGACCGAGGAGGUGCUCGAGCGGCUGCGGCCGUACCGGCGCGGCGCCGACCCCGCCGCGUGGCGCGCCGAGCUCGCCGCCAUUGACGCCGAGGGCUUCCGGCCGCAGCUCGUCUUCAUCGACACCGGGCUCGUCACGGAGCUCAACGCGACAAACCGGCGCAACUUCCUGGACCUGUUCCGGGCCGUCGCCGAGUUUGACGGCUACAAGGCGGGCCAUCUGAUGUGCGAGCGCUGCCGGCAGCCCGACGCGGUGCUCGACCAGGAGGUGUUCGCGCUCAAGAUGCAGCACCUGGUGCUCGGCGUCAAGAGCCGCACGCUCGCGCUGGGCAGCGUGCGCAUCGGCGACAUCCUGCAGCAGGUGCUGGCGAUGGUGCGCGGCCACCACGUGCGCCUCGAGGGCGACUUCGUCAACGUGGUUAUUAGCAUCCUCCUGCUCGAGGGCAUCGGCCGCAGCCUCAACCCGGACGUCGACCUGCUUAGUAGCUCCCUCCCGAUCCUGCGCCAGCUCAGCACGCAAGGCGGCGCGGCGGCCGCGGGUGACUUUUCCAUGAUCCUCCUCUGGGUCGGCCUGGAGACGAGAAAGUUUUUGCAGGCCAGCAUCGAAGACGUUGAACGCUGCGUCAAAUAUGAUCUCUUGUCUCCUAAUGUUUAG